ACAGGGGGUACCGGUCCUUGGCCUGUUAGGAACCAUCCGCAGCACAGCAGGAAGAAUCUGCCAGCAUCUCUCAGAAAGAAACACCAAAAAAGACUGUUAAUAUGGAAUCAACUGAAGUAUUCACCGAGAAAACUGAGCUGACUGAAGAAGCAAAGAAUUACCAAAAAUAUCUGAAAAAAAUCAACCAAUAUUAUCAGUUCACCUUGCCCCAAUAUGUAAAAUAUCAAUAUCGCAAAAUUAUGGAACCAUGGAAAAGCAUAAAGACAAAUGCUUACCAAGUUAUCCCCACUCUGGGAUUUUUAAGAUUCUUGAAUUCACUGCUUCUACUUUACUUCGGAAACAAUUUCUCCUUCUACCUCAUAGACUGUAUUGACUCUAUCAAGCAGAAACACAGAUAGUUAUUAAAAAUAAUAUUAUGUGC
Molecule: messenger RNA, 421 nt
Organism: Piliocolobus tephrosceles (Ugandan red Colobus)
Lineage: Eukaryota; Metazoa; Chordata; Mammalia; Primates; Cercopithecidae
Product: alpha-S2-casein-like
Exons: 8
Coding region: 102-398 (98 amino acids)
Cellular component (GO): extracellular region
Molecular function (GO): protein homodimerization activity; zymogen binding
Source: RefSeq, a predicted model, not a curated record